Oryzias latipes (Japanese medaka) is the source of this 4266-nucleotide messenger RNA. Its product is annotated as polyhomeotic-like protein 1. Gene Ontology annotation, cellular component: nucleus; PRC1 complex. The record is from RefSeq and is a predicted model, not a curated record. NCBI's taxonomy places the organism in Eukaryota, Metazoa, Chordata, Actinopteri, Beloniformes, Adrianichthyidae. Gene Ontology annotation, molecular function: chromatin binding; histone binding; zinc ion binding. Gene Ontology annotation, biological process: negative regulation of DNA-templated transcription.
AAAGGAGGCGUUGCCCUCCCCUCCACACAACACAUCAGCUGCAAAUUUAUGCAGAGCAGCAGAAUCAGUGCCGCCGUCCAGCACGGAGGAUCCAGCGGGGAGAGGCGGCGCCGGCCAGCUCGCUCCUACAGCCGGGAAGGCCGCUGAGUCGCUCGGACUCGUUGUGCUGCAGGCAGCCGGUUCGGGAAGAGGAGGCGGGGGGAGAGCCGCAGCUGAAACGCCAUGGAGACGAGCGGCGAGCAGAACCAGCAGGGAAGCUCGCCCAACGGGAGCUCUGCGUCUGGAACAAGCCCCCGCACCUCAGCAAUGAAUUCCAUGUCUCUGUAUGAGCGACAGGCUGUGCAGGCCCUGCAGGCGCUGCAGAGACAACCCAACGCGGCUCAGUACUUCCAGCAGCUGAUGCUGCAGCAGCAGAUCAACAACGCCCAGCUGCAGAACCUGGCUGCCGUGCAACAAGUGAAGGCAACUCUGGCCGCCAGCCGUCAGUCCAGUCCCUCCAGCAGCAGCAGUAGCUCUUCUCAGAGCACCAGCACCUCCUCUGUGAGCGUAACAUCUGGAUCCACAGCCAGCAGUCGUCCUUUGGGCACCUCUGCAACCUCCACCAUUAGCCAGUCGGUGCUGCUAAGUGGGACGGCAGGAGGGCAGGGUCAGAUGUACCUGCGGGUCAACCGCUCCCUCAGGGCUCCCAUCUCCUCCCAGCUGAUCUUCAUGCCCAGCAGCACAGGAACUGCAGCCGUGGCAGCUCUGCCGCAGCAGCAGGAGGCGACUCCUGCUUUGUCCUCCAGCAGCCAGACCGACAACGACCAGGUGCAGAAUCUGGCCAUGAGGGGUGUGUCCAAUCCCAAAGGUGUGGGUGUGAAAACUGAAGCCCCAGAGAGGAACGAUGCAGCUGCCUUUUCCCUGGUCCAGCCCUCGCAUCAGUCAACCCCCCAGUCUCCCACUAAACCAAGCCCCCAAACUCCCCACAUCAAAAUUCCCACUUACCCUCAGCCCACCAACCUCAAAGCCCAUCCCACAUCAUCCGCUGGUGCAUCGUCGUCCUCUUCAUCCUCCACCUCCUCGAUCCCUCUCUCGCAGCUCUUGCUCCAUGGAACCCGGACGCUGACCACAGGGAGCACAGCCCCCACCGCCGCCCACGCCCUGGUGCUGACAUCCAGCGCUGCGUCGCAGCCUCACGGUUACCCAGUCGGCACAGCCACCAUCAAACCAGCGGUCAGCACUCAGACUCUGGUGGUGCAGCCUUUGCAGAAAACCUCCAUCGGAACGGAGAAGUCAGGUCACGGGAACGCCCCCAUUCCCAUCCAGCCAAAAACGCUGCAGGGGCUCCGCCUCCCUCUGCAGCUGCCCUCAAGGAACCCUCCUCCAAUCCUCCCAGCCCCGCCUUCUUCCAGCAGCUCCGCCCUGACUUCUCAGCCCCCACACAUCCCUGUUCAGAUAGUGGGGGCCAGGCAGAGCUCACUAGGGGGCGCUCAGGCUCUGGCUUUGGCCCGGGGCAGCUGCAAUCAGGAGGGGGCAGCCGUCCUCAGCAGUUCGUCCAGCCUGCUCACCAUGGUGGCGUCCAUUGCUUCCAGGGAGGCUGGGGUCGUGGGUCGAGGGGUGGGGCUGAAGACGUUUCAGUCUCCCCAGGAGGCCCCCCUGCUGGCUCAGGUUCCCCAGGUGCAUCCGCAGGCCAAUCAGAACUCUGGACAGAACCAGAACGGACUUGUGGCGCUAAACUCCGCCUCCUCCCAGACCCCUGCAGUUUCAUCUCGUUCCCCUUCACAGCCCCGCCCCACCGGCUCGCUCCCCCCGCUGUCUGAAGAGCAGAAGAGAGCUGGGGUGACUGCCAACGGAGACUCUUUGGGGAGUCACACCCCGCAGGUAAAGCAGGUCCCCGCAUCACUAAAAAGAAAAUCUGACUCCAAUUCACCAAAUGAUGAAGAUGCCCCCCCUCCCCCGCGGCUGCAGGCAGUUAGAGACUGCGCCUCAUCAUCCCCCGCCAAACCUGCGUGUGCAGGCUCUCCUCUUCCUCCAGCAUCUCCCUCCCCCACGCCAGCGCUCUCUGUGUCCCGUGGACCCUGCGGGCAGGGGGAAAAGGCCCCGCCUCCUCAGGCUGUGGUCAAACCCCAAGUUCUCACUCACCUGAUAGAGGGCUUUGUUAUUCAGGAGGGGGCGGAGCCUUUCCCGGUGUGUGGAACCAUGAAAGACUCGGCGGGUGAGGAUGUGUCACUCGACAGUCCAGACACUAAUCAAUCCGAGAAUGUAACCACGGCAACAGUGCUGAAGUGUGAAUACUGCAAAAACUUUGCUCCAGCGAGUCAGUUCAGAGGAACCAAAAGGUUCUGCUCCAUGUCUUGUGCAAAGAGUAUGUAUUGGUUCCCCAGGUACAACGUCAGCUUCAGGCAGCACAUGCCCGUGCGGCAGAGCCACGGCCAGCGUCGGGGUCCGGAGCACAUCGCGGCGCCGGAGCAAAGCCAAGCGCAUUUAUCCAACUCGGACGAGGAGGGAGGAAUCGCAAGGAGGAGGGUUCCCCGCCGGACCAGCUCUGAGAUCGCCAGCGCCAAGAUAGCAGGGAGACCCAUUCCUGUCAAGUGUCGGUCAGAGUCCAGCCAUUCAGAGGAGGAGUCCACUGCAGAGGAGGAUGAAGACGACCCGCUGUCACUCUCCCCUGCCUCCUCGGCCUCCUGCCACCAGCCGCCGCCGCCGCCUCCUCUGCCGCCAGAGAGCUCCGCUCCCAGCUGCCCGCCCUCCAGCCCCGCCCAGUGGAGCGUGGAGGAAGUGUCGCAGUUCAUUUCUUCACUUCAAGGCUGCGAGGAUCUGGCCUCAAUGUUCCUGUCGCAGGAAAUCGACGGCCAGGCGUUGCUGCUUCUGAAGGAGGAGCAUCUCAUGUCCACCAUGAACAUUAAGUUAGGCCCCGCCCUAAAGAUCUGCGCUCACAUCAACAGCCUGAGAGACUAAAUGGAACCGCGUUCAGACACUCAGACGAAGCGCCAAAGGUCCCGCGUACGAAGGAGCCGCUCCCGCCUGCACGUCUGUCUGAGGUUCUUCUGCAGAGAAGGUCCAGGUUUUAUCCUCCCAGCAACAACGGAGUUAAAGUCGACGCGCUCAGAUAUGGUUAAGGAAAGGGCUCCUCUGAAGCCUUCAAUCUGAGCCUUUAGUUUGAAAGUCAAAAGAAAAGGAAACAUUGAAGAAAGAAAUCACUUGAAGCUUUAAUUUGAUGCAAAAUUUACUCCAGUUAUUUGAGAACCAACACUUAACCUGGUUCAUGAACCCACACAGAAGGAAAGAUGUCCCCGUUUUUGAAUGAAUGUGGUCAGGAAAACCGUCAGUCUCACUUGUGAUGUUCGCAUAGGGACUUGUGUGUUCAUCAUCUGUGGAUGGUGGUGGUUCUGCACUGAACAGGGUACGGAGCGAGUUACAGGGUACGAGUCCAAACCCCCCCCCAGGUCCCUAAAAGCUUCUGCAAGUCGGGAGUCAACCUCAAAAAGAAAAGGAAUACCAUCUAAAGUUGCGUGGAUUAUCUGGAGCGUCUUUGUGAUUUUCUCCAUUUGAGGAUGCCAAGAGACCUUGAGCUAAACUGUAGGACAUGUAAAGUUUGCCUUUUUCUAUUUAAUUGCACAUUUUGUUGCUGGACCGCCUCGUCUGAGCUUUUUUUCUUACGUAGAACUGUGUUCAUGUUUUCUGUGAACCUGGUGGCCUUUCUUUCUAGUCUCUAGAUUUUAGAUGAGGAUUGUCUUGUUUGUUUGUUUUCUUUUGUAAAGCUGCAUUACAUAUCAUUCCUUUUUUUCUAUCAGUGCUUAAAGUUUUUUUUUUUUUUGUUUUGUUUUUACAAACUCUGGUGACUGAGUCUGUUGCCUUUUUCCAAAACGUGACUGAAAAGUAGCGACCUUUAUCAAGGAACCUGGUCUUCCUCAUAGCUUUGUCACGUAGUGUGUAACUACAACCAGUAUUUAGCUUUCUAACCGAUCUCUCUUUAUUGUUAGUGACUGUGACUCCUGAAGCCUUUUUUUUUUUAAAAAGGUCAUCCUUGACAGCUGUGCGUUUUUAUUUCUGCCCCUUCAGGAUUUGGGGUGAAUUGUGAGCCUCAAAUAUGUCAUUUGGCAGAUUGUUAAGACUUUUGUUUCUGUUUGUCAAAAAAAGUCGCCUCAAAUUUUGUUUUUCUAUUUAUAAAAGCGGAAUUGCAGAACUGAAUGUGUUGCAAUAAAACUGUAAAAUCCUGGAAGAGGCUGCUCACAUGGAGAGGUUGGUACUUUACUGCUAAUAAAGAAUCAAGGAGCUGUUUUGAAA